UUUCAAAAUUUUCUAUUCUCCUUAACCAAAAAACCACCAAACAUUUCAAUUCUUUGCAUACAUUUAAACAGAGAUAGAGAAGAAUGACAGCAUUUCUAAUGGAGCGCUACUCGUCGGAAACUAAAUCUGCCGAUUCAAUACCGGAGAGUGAAAACGGCGGCGUUUUGAGCGUCUGCGAUGCCCUGGCCGACCUCCAGGGGGUUGUAGACUACGGCCCCACCUCCGCGAGCUUAGCGGCUAAGGAUUUCGGCGGCUUGCAUGCCGUCAAGCCGCUGGCUGUCGUGAGCCCAGCCAGCGCCGAUGACGUGGCGCGGGUGGUUAGGCUGGCGUUACGGUCACCCUCCCUCACCGUCGCCGCCAGGGGCAACGGCCACUCCAUCAACGGCCAGGCUAUGGCCCACCGCGGCCUCGUCGUCAACCUCAGAUCGCUGGUCGGCGGCUGCGAGAACGCCGGGAUCACCGUCGUCCGCCGAUGCGGCAACGGCGGCGGCGGGGCCUACGCUGACGUCAGCGGCGGGGCUUUGUGGUCCGAGGUGCUGAAACGGUGCGUUUCGGGGCACGGGCUAGCGCCCCGCUCGUUUACCGAUUAUCUGGACUUAACGGUGGGCGGGACGUUAUCUAACGCCGGCGUUAGUGGCCAGGCCUUCCGUUUCGGCCCACAAACGUCAAAUGUAACGGAGCUAGAAGUCGUCACCGGAAACGGAGAUAUCGCCGUCUGCUCCGAAACCCACAAUUCCGAACUCUUCUACUCCGUUCUUGGUGGUCUCGGCCAAUUUGGUAUCAUCACUAGAGCUCGGGUCAUGCUUCAACCCGUCCCGGAUAUGGUGAGAUGGAUAAGAGUAGUGUACAGUUCGUUCGAGGACUUCACUCAAGAUGCAGAAUCGUUAGUGACUCGAGACGAGUCCUUUGAUUAUGUGGAAGGUUUUGUGUUUGUAAAUAGUGAUGACCCAGUGAAUGGGUGGUCUUCGGUGCCAUUGAAUUCCGAUCAUCAGCUUAACCCAACUUUUAUACCUAAAGAUGCUGGUCCUGUUUUGUAUUGUCUUGAAAUGGCUCUACAUUAUAAAAAUAGUGAUCAUCCCUCGGCCAUUAAUAAGAAGGUGGAGAGAUUGGUUGGAGGGUUGAGAUAUUGCAAAAAGUUAAGGUUUGAAGUGGACGUAAGUUAUAUGAAUUUUUUAUUGAGAGUGAAGAAAGUGGAAGAGCACGCGAGAGCCAAUGGGACAUGGGACACUCCACAUCCAUGGCUCAAUCUCUUCAUUUCGAAGAAAAACAUUGCUAGUUUUGAUCGUGUUGUGUUUAAAAAGAUGCUCAAGAAUGGAAUAGGUGGUCCUAUGUUGAUCUAUCCCAUGCUUCGCAGCAAGUGGGAUAAUCGCACUUCAGUGGUACUGCCUGACAGUGAAAUCUUCUAUCUAGUUGCACUUCUCCGUUUUUGUCCUCAACGCUCGAAUGGGCCCCCACUACGAGAAUUAGAACAAAACAGGGAAAUUGUGCAAUUUUGCAGAAAUAGUGGGCUCGAUUUCAAAUUAUACUUUCCUCACUACAGCUUCAAGGAUGAAUGGAUGCAACACUUUGGGGAUCAAUGGUCCAGAUUCGUCGACAGAAAAUCUGCGUUUGAUCCGAGGGCUAUCCUGGCUCCAGGACAGAAAAUCUUUACUAGGAAUCAACAACUCCUGUAAUAUAUACAGCACUGGCCUGGUCUUGUCAGUCAUUAAGUCUAUAUUUGAUUAUAUCCUCUUUUUAUUUUAUUUAUUUUUGUAAUUGUUCUAUUUUAACAAGAAUAUAUAAUUAACAAA
Molecule: messenger RNA, 1790 nt
Organism: Ipomoea triloba (trilobed morning glory)
Lineage: Eukaryota; Viridiplantae; Streptophyta; Magnoliopsida; Solanales; Convolvulaceae
Product: cytokinin dehydrogenase 7-like
Exons: 4
Coding region: 84-1673 (529 amino acids)
Biological process (GO): cytokinin metabolic process
Molecular function (GO): cytokinin dehydrogenase activity; FAD binding
Source: RefSeq, a predicted model, not a curated record